UCAAGACACUCAAGAACAGAACAACUCAAGAUACAGGAAGAGAAACACAAUGAACGCAUAUGUGAAGACAAACACAUUCUACAUUUCAAUCUGGUUUUGGCUCAUUUUAGGUGUUGAAAGCUACAGCGGUUGGUCAAACCAUGUAUUAACUGUUUAUCCUGGAGGAUCUGUCACCAUCCCAUGUUAUUAUGACAAGAAAUACACACAGCAGAAGAAAUCCUGGUUCUCACUGAUUGAUAAAACACACACAUACACAAACACAACAGAGCAGAAUCUAUCAGUAAUUGAUCAUCCUGAUCAGAGUCUCUUUACUGUGACUAUGAGAAACCUGCAGAACAAACACAAUGGACAUUAUUAUUGUGUUGUGGAGACUGGAGAACAACCACCGAAAAAAACAAUAUAUGAGCCUUAUCUCAAGAUUCAGUCUACUCCUGAUGUAUCUUUGAUGAGCAGCAGUGUCUCUGGACAUGAAGGUGGUGAUAUCAGUGUUCAGUUUCUCUACAGUUCUGGAUAUCAGAAUAAAGUCAAACAGUGGUGCAGAUAUAAAGAUCAGAGAUGUUACACAGUGGGGAGCGCUGACACAUCCCAGAAUCCAUCAGUGCAGAUCAGUGAUGAUGAUGGGGGAAGAUCCUUCACUGUGCUGAUGACUGGACUGAGACGGACUGAUUCUGGCUGGUACUACUGCUCUGUAGGAGAUCUGCAGGUUCCUGUUCAACUCCUUGUUCAGAGAGACAAUGAAAAUAAAAGAGAUGCAAUGAAUCCUGUUCUCAUCACUGUUCAGAGAGACAGUGAAAAUAAAAGCUGGUAUUUCUGCUCUGUAGGUGAGGCACUGAAUCCUGUUCACAUCACUGUAACGGAGGCAGAACCAGGCAUUGUCAGUAACAAAGAAAAUCAAACAGGGAUUCUCAAGAAACAUAAUAAUGAAACAAAAGACAAGGAGAAGGCACAAAAUAAUGGACUCCUGAUUGUGUGGCUUCUUCCAGCUUUAGCAGCACUUCUGCUGUUCUUGAUUCUGGUCGGUGUUUUCACCUGGAGAUGGAGACGGAGACCCAAACAAGAUAAACCUCACAUCAGAGGGAGAAACAGCAGCAGAACCACUGACAUGGAUCCCAACAAGGACAUAACCUACAGCACUAUUGUUCAUGAUCCUGGGAGUGAAGCGAUGAAGUCUCCAUCAGGUGAAGCAAUAAACAGCAUAAUAUACAGCACUGUGGCUCCACACUGACAGCAGCAGAGAGAACAACAAAAGAACAGACCAAGAGAAACACAAUCAGACUGUCAUCACACACCUUUCUAUUAUCUUACAGU
Carassius gibelio (silver crucian carp) is the source of this 1308-nucleotide messenger RNA. RefSeq names its product CMRF35-like molecule 1. The coding region runs from base 50 to 1225 and encodes 391 amino acids. NCBI's taxonomy places the organism in Eukaryota, Metazoa, Chordata, Actinopteri, Cypriniformes, Cyprinidae. The transcript is spliced from 10 exons. The record is from RefSeq and is a predicted model, not a curated record.